Messenger RNA from Aspergillus glaucus CBS 516.65, 1638 nucleotides. Its product is annotated as flavin-containing monooxygenase. The coding region runs from base 1 to 1638 and encodes 545 amino acids. The record is from RefSeq and is a predicted model, not a curated record. Lineage: Eukaryota; Fungi; Ascomycota; Eurotiomycetes; Eurotiales; Aspergillaceae. The transcript has a single exon.
AUGGGCAGCAUCGAAGAACCCAACUUUAGCCAGAUGAACGAGGACCUCGACUAUGAUGUCCUCAUUAUUGGGGCCGGACUUUCCGGCAUUUAUUCACUAUAUCGGAUGCGACAGUUAGGCCUGCGGACGAAAGUCCUUGAGGCCGGCGGAGGUGUAGGAGGAACGUGGUACUGGAACCGGUAUCCAGGCGCGAGAUUCGAUUCUGAAAGCUAUUCAUACAAUUUCUCAUUUUCUCAAGAGGUGCUCGACGAGUGGAACUGGUCCGAGCAUUUUGCCUCGCAGCCCGAGACAUUACGGUACUGCGAGUUCGUGUGCGACAAGUUCGAUCUUCGCCGCGACAUGCAGUUCGAUACUCGAAUUACUGCUGCACAUUUCCAAGACACGACUAAAUCAUGGCUGCUGAGAGAUGAACAAGGACGGCAAUAUACCUCGCGAUUCCUGGUUACAUGCAUUGGCAUUCUGAACAACUACACAAUGCCCAACAUCCCCGGAGUCGCAACCUACAAGGGAAAAGCAAUCCACACGGCUCGCUGGCCGCAAGAGCAAGCAGAUUUUGAGAACAAGCGCGUCGCUAUCAUCGGCACCGGCGCCACUGCCAUCCAAGCAAUCCAGGAGAUUGUCAAGACAGUGGGCCACCUGACUGUCUUCCAACGAACUCCGAACUGGAGCCUGCCUCUACGAAAUGCACCCCUCUCCCCGGAGGAAAUGAACGAGAUCCGAACUCGCUACCCCGAGAUAUUCAGAAAAUGCUCCGAGUCCUGGUCCUGCUUCAUGCACAUGUCCGACAAGCGAAGUGCCCUAGAUGUGAGCCCGGAAGAGCGCGAAGCAUUCUGGGAAGACCUAUAUAGGCAACGCGGCUUUGCCAAAUGGCUCAGUAAUUUCGGUGAUAUCAACACAAACAAAGAGUCAAAUGCCCUCUUCAGCGAGUUUGUCGCAAACAAGAUUCGUCAGCGCGUAAAAGACCCUGUCACUGCGGAAACCCUCAUCCCUAAGUGCCAUGGCUUUGGGACGAAACGUGUGCCCCUGGAGUCAGGCUACUUUGAGGCAUACAACCGGCCCAACGUGCGGCUAGUGGAUGUCAAGUCGAAUCCAAUUGAAUGCGUCACCGAAACUGGCAUCCGGACGAGGGACGAGUCCUUUGAUUUCGAUAUGAUUAUUUACGCUACGGGAUUUGACGCUGUAACCGGGUCAUUCACCGCGAUAGAUUUCCAGGGUGUGGACGGAGUUAAGCUGAAAGACCGGUGGAGCGAGGGCCCACGCACUUUCUUGGGUCUAUUCGUCAAGAGCUUUCCCAAUAUGAUGAUGGUUAUGGGUCCGCACCAGAUGUUUGGAAAUAUUCCUCGCAGCAUUGAGUAUGCGGCCAGCUGGGUGGCACGGUUUAUUGAAUUCUGUCGAAACCGGGGCAUUACCUUUGCUGAGACGACGCUGCAGGGUGUUCUGGAUUGGACGGAGCAUGUCCAUACUUGUGCGGUGGGACUGCUUGCUAAUGAUGUUGAUUCAUGGAUGACUGGUGUGAAUAAGAAUUUGGCUCACAAGCAGGAGAGGAUUAUUGCUCGGUAUCAGGGUCCGGCGCCGGGCUAUCGAAAGUGCGCUGAAGAUGUGGUCAUGAGGCAUUAUGAGGAUUUGGUACUUGCAUGA